Molecule: messenger RNA, 789 nt
Organism: Emericellopsis atlantica
Lineage: Eukaryota; Fungi; Ascomycota; Sordariomycetes; Hypocreales; Bionectriaceae
Exons: 1
Coding region: 1-789 (262 amino acids)
Source: RefSeq, a predicted model, not a curated record
AUGAAUCAGUUGGUAUUGAAAAGCAUACUUGAUCCCAUCAAGUUCACGCCAUUCACUCUACCAGACCGCGCCUAUAAAGACUUCAUGGGCUCUUUCCUGCCAACCAGCAGCGCACGCACGAGGACCCAACAGAGUGGAAUACUAUAUCAUCAGGCAGCACCAUCGAAACUCCGGAAACCAAUGCUCCAUCCAAUGUUAUCCUAUGCUAAGGUGUUGCAAGGUAUUGACAGGAGCGAAGUCUUGAUGUUGCCAAGGAUGACUUCCAACAACCCUCCCGCAAACCCUCGCGCGCCCAAUCAUCAUCAACAACACGAAGAUGACACAACCGAGGGGCGCGCCACCAUCUGGCAAGAAAAGAAUGUCUCUGUGGCAGAGAUAAACAACAAGGGAAAGUCCAAGCUGAAUGCCAAAGCCAACAGCUUCCGCUCGGAUUCUUCUGAUGUGAAGCCUACCAACGGCUCUUCGAGCUCAGAGCUCAGCCAAAGCUGUCAAGGCGACCACGAGAACUGUGCUCUGACGCCGUCUUCACACGCCCAGCAACCUCCGAGGGACUAUCUCGCAGCUGACAAAGCUCCUGUCUUCGACCCAGCACUUAUGGUUGCGCAGAGUGCCUACAAGUAUAAACAGAACCGUCGGAAGACGGGGCAGUCAUCUGGUCAAAAGGAGGUUGAGGAACCUGCGGAGACGAAGUCAGCAAAUUGUGUGGUUGUCUGGCGGGGUGACAGCGUGGUAUAUUUGCCGCCACCAAGUCCGGAUCAAACAGUUAAUUCACAGGAUACGAAGGAUUGA